CCUGCCCAUUUUGCACCCAAUGUCGCUUAGGGCCAUUUCCGUCACUCGACAGCCCAGUAUUUCCUGGCUCGGACGAGAGAGGAUGCGAUAAGCCCCCAGGAAAGAAGAGCAAGAAGAAGGAGAGAAAAGAUUAACCAAAAAAAACAUGGCUCUCUUCUUGAAAACCCCCUUCAUUCCCACCACCUCCACCGCCACCAGGAGUCCCAGGAAGCUCGUCCCAUCCCAGCAGCAGCGGCAGUGGGGGCGGUGGGAGUGUCGGAAGAAGGGCGGGGUGCAUCCGGAGUUCUACGAGGACGCGCGGGUGUACUGCAACGGGGAGCUGGUGAUGACGACGGGCGGGACGCAGCGGGAGUACACGGUGGACGUGUGGUCCGGCAACCACCCCUUCUACCUGGGCAGCCGCUCCGCCCUCCUCGCCGACGCCGACCAGGUCGACAAGUUCCGCAAGCGCUACGGCCAGCUCUCCUCCCUCAUGGAGAUCCCCGUCCUCCGCCACGGCGAGAUCGUCCUCCCCCAGCGCAAGAAGUCCUCCAAGGGCAAGGGCGGCGCCAAGAAGUAACCAAUUCAACCCCCUCAAUUCUAUUCUCCUAUUCUAAAACUAUGAACCUGUUCAUCUUCAUCAUUGUCAUCAUCAUCAUCAUCAUCAUCAUCAUUUGUGAGAAACCUACAUUUUGUUGCCUUCUUUUAUGUUGAAGUUACAACCGCGAGGACGGCAAGAGGUGAAUCAAACACUCCCGCUCUUUCUUAUAGUAUGAUUAAUCACUUUUAUCCAUACAUGAAUUGUUGUUGUUGUUGUUGU
This is a messenger RNA of Ananas comosus (pineapple), 799 nucleotides long. Its product is annotated as 50S ribosomal protein L31, chloroplastic-like. The record is from RefSeq and is a predicted model, not a curated record. Gene Ontology annotation, cellular component: ribosome. The coding region runs from base 146 to 559 and encodes 137 amino acids. The transcript has 2 exons. Gene Ontology annotation, biological process: translation. Gene Ontology annotation, molecular function: structural constituent of ribosome. Lineage: Eukaryota; Viridiplantae; Streptophyta; Magnoliopsida; Poales; Bromeliaceae.